Messenger RNA from Hydatigera taeniaeformis, 306 nucleotides. Lineage: Eukaryota; Metazoa; Platyhelminthes; Cestoda; Cyclophyllidea; Taeniidae. The record is from the annotation of a GenBank genome assembly.
AUGCACGUAGAUCUCGACCGCGAAUUUCAAUUGGAACCCAUUCCCGACCAACUUGUCAAAGGUCAAAGACUUCUGCUGUCAUGUCAACCACCGAAAGGUGAACCUGCGCCCAAGGUCUACUGGUUGAAGAAUGGCAAACGCGUGGAGGCACAAACCUUCCCCCACAUCAUCAUCGAUGACUACAACCGGUUGAUUAUAGAACAGGUGGAAUUACAGGACGAGGGUAAUUACACUUGUGUGGCAGACACCCUGGGCUUGGAACAGCGUUACUCCACCGCGGAGGUCACGGUGCUUCGUAAGUCAUAA